Messenger RNA from Brenthis ino (lesser marbled fritillary), 378 nucleotides. Lineage: Eukaryota; Metazoa; Arthropoda; Insecta; Lepidoptera; Nymphalidae. The record is from the annotation of a GenBank genome assembly.
AUGAUAAUAAAAAAAUAUUUAGGAUACAUACCGCUUUUAUUUAAGUCAGGAUUGGUUUUAAAAAAAGGUGCUGCAGUCAAACCUUUUUUUCCUCAUUGUACCAAUCGCUCCAUUCGGUUCGCCAUUAUUACAAUAAGUAGCUAUAUCAAACUUCUUAUUCAGAUAAUAAAUAUUAAAACGGAUUCAACUACUUGUUACUUUUGGCAUGAGGGCUUGGGUUCUAAAGGUUCUACAGAAAUAGGAACUUGCGUCUACAAGUUUCUAGAGAAAGUUGCUGAAGAGCAUCCAAAUUCUGAUGUUAUUUUCUACAGUGAUAAUUGUUGUGGCCAACAAAAAAAUCGAUUGUGUUCAGCAUGUAUUAUUAUGCUGUCGAAAAUU